This is a messenger RNA of Prunus armeniaca (apricot), 1323 nucleotides long. The record is from the annotation of a GenBank genome assembly. NCBI's taxonomy places the organism in Eukaryota, Viridiplantae, Streptophyta, Magnoliopsida, Rosales, Rosaceae.
AUGAGAUACUUUUCGACCCACUCAAACUCACACUCUCACUCGCAGUGCUUACCUUCUCCUCUGUUAUUCCAGUCUUCUCUCCCACUGCGCUUCAACGUACACUCAAUGGCGGUGAAGCCCAUCAAAAGAGUUCGUUGUGAGCUCCAAGCCAAAGUCAAUGGUGCUCUUUCUGCUGACUCCGACCCCCUCUUCAUUGACCGACAAAAAGCACUGGAAGCAGCAAUGAAUGAUAUAAAUAGUUCAUUUGGAAAGGGUAGUGUUACAAGAUUAGGCAGUGCUGGUGGAGCUUUGGUUGAAACUUUUCCCAGUGGCUGCUUGACAUUAGACCUUGCCUUAGGUGGUGGCCUUCCAAAAGGGAGAAUUGUAGAGAUAUUUGGACCAGAAAGUAGUGGAAAGACCACUCUAGCACUCCAUGCAAUUGCAGAGGUGCAGAAGCUUGGAGGAAAUGCUAUGCUUGUUGAUGCAGAACAUGCUUUUGAUCCAGCAUAUUCAAAAGCACUGGGGGUAGAUGUAGAAAAUCUGAUUGUCUGCCAGCCUGAUCACGGUGAAAUGGCACUUGAGAUUGCAGAUCGUAUGUGCAGAUCUGGUGCCAUCGAUCUUAUCUGUGUUGAUUCUGUCUCGGCUCUCACUCCACGAGCAGAGAUUGAAGGUGAGAUUGGUAUGCAGCAAAUGGGUUUGCAAGCACGCCUUAUGAGCCAAGCUUUGCGCAAAAUGUCAGGAAAUGCGUCUAAAGCUGGAUGUACUCUAAUAUUUUUAAAUCAAAUAAGAUAUAAGAUUGGUGUAUACUAUGGUAAUCCAGAAGUGACAUCUGGAGGAAUUGCAUUAAAAUUCUUUGCCUCAGUUCGGCUUGAAAUACGUUCUACAGGGAAGAUAAAGUCUGUAAAGGGAGAUGAAGAAAUUGGGGGUACGGGUUCGUGUAAGAGUGCAAAAGAUAAUUGCACUUUCAGUAUAAAUUUCAUAGCUGGUAUAAAGUAUGACAAGUUGUCUUGCCAUUACUUAAAGGUAUCAAGGCCAUACAAACAAGCUGAAUUUGAAAUUGUUUUUGGAGAGGGAGUUGGUAAAUUGGGUUGCAUUUUGGAUUGUGCUGAAACGAUGGAUGUAGUAGUGAAGAAGGGCUCUUGGUAUAGCUAUGGGGACAACAGGUUAGGACAAGGAAGAGAUAAAGCAUUGCAGUACUUGAGAGAGAACCCUCUUCUUCUUGAUGAAAUAGAGAAGAUAGUUCGCUCCAUGAUAACAGAUGGAACUGGACAAGUAGGCACACUGCACACGAGUAACUUGCAAAUUCCCCAACAGGAUGAAGAUGAUUUUGAGGAUAUCCAAUGA